This is a messenger RNA of Neomonachus schauinslandi (Hawaiian monk seal), 3481 nucleotides long. RefSeq names its product ankyrin repeat and SOCS box containing 13 (gene ASB13). Lineage: Eukaryota; Metazoa; Chordata; Mammalia; Carnivora; Phocidae. Gene Ontology annotation, molecular function: protein binding. Gene Ontology annotation, biological process: positive regulation of protein catabolic process; protein ubiquitination; intracellular signal transduction. The coding region runs from base 197 to 1033 and encodes 278 amino acids. The transcript has 6 exons. The record is from RefSeq and is a predicted model, not a curated record.
GCGCAGGACUCCGCGCACCGACGCGGAGUCCCGGGCGCCCGGCGGCGGCGGCGGCGGCGGAACUACAACUCCCGUGGCCCCUCGGGCGACCGCGCUGCGUCCCCAUCGGCCGGCCUAGCCCGCGGAGCUCCGCCCAGGUCGCGGGCGCCCGAGUAGCCGGGGUGUGCGGGCGCGCGGCAGCGAGCGGGCGGGCGGCAUGGAGCCCCGCGGGGCGGACGGCUGCUUCCUGGGCGACGUGGGUUUCUGGGUGGAGCGCACCCCCGUACACGAGGCGGCCCAGCGCGGCGAGACCCUGCAGCUGCAGCAGCUGAUUGAGAGCGGCGCGUGCGUCAACCAGGUCACGGUGGACUCCAUCACGCCCCUGCACGCAGCCAGCCUGCAGGGCCAGGCGCGGUGUGUGCAGCUGCUGCUGGCUGCGGGGGCCCAGGUGGAUGCCCGCAACAUCGACGGCAGCACGCCCCUGUGUGAUGCCUGUGCCUCAGGCAGCAUCGAGUGCGUGAAGCUCCUCCUGUCCUACGGGGCCAAGGUCAACCCGCCCCUGUACACAGCAUCCCCGCUGCACGAGGCCUGCAUGAGCGGAAGUUCUGAAUGUGUGAGGCUGCUUAUCGACGUUGGGGCCAACCUGGAAGCGCAUGACUGCCAUUUUGGGACCCCUCUUCAUGUUGCCUGUGCCCGGGAGCAUCUGGACUGCGUCAAAGUGCUGCUUAAUGCAGGGGCCAAUGUGAAUGCAGCAAAGCUUCACGAGACUGCCCUGCAUCACGCAGCCAAGGUGAAGAAUGUUGACCUCAUCGAGAUGCUCGUUGCGUUUGGAGGCAACAUCUACGCACGGGACAACCGGGGAAAGAAGCCAUCCGACUACGUGUGGAACAGCAGUGCACCUGCCAAGUGCCUGGAGUUCUACGAAAAAACACCUCUGACCCUGUCGCAGCUCUGCAGGGUGAGCUUGAGGAGGGCCACUGGCGUCAGAGGACUGGAGAAAAUCACCAAGUUGAACAUCCCUCCCCGGCUCAUCGAUUACCUUUCCUACAACUGAGCCGCAGGCCUGGGAGGCAGGUGGGGGCCCCCCUGGCUGCCGGCCUCGCUGAGCCCAGCGGCUGGGCCACAAGGACCGCCCCCCUUGUCUGCAGCCGCCCGACUGCUAGAGAAAGAACAGCGUUCCCUGAGUCCCUGCUGGCUGUCCUGUUUUGUCUUCUCUGCAGACUCCGGAGCGUAUUUCCGAGGCCCUGGGAGGGCCCUGCCUCAUCUUCUGCAGGCACUUUGCUCUCCCUCCGCCCGGUCCCAGCCAUCCAGCAUCCUCCUGUCACUGACCUUCCUCAGGGGGACUCUCGGGAAGGACACAGGGGAAGGCCAAGCUGGGGCUGGGGGUUCAGGGCCCUGCUGCCCGGGAGGCCGGGGCACCUGGCGCCAUCUCUGAGUCCUUCGGCACUAGGGUGGCCCUGGGUGUCCAAAGGGAGAAGCCUGUGCUGCAGAGAUUGGGUCCUGACCAUGUGGCCCCGGACAGCUGCUUUGAUGACAUCCUGCUACUUGGACAAUUUUUUCUGGAGCUCUGGUGGGCACUUUCCAAGGCCCACCUGUACCCAGGUAGACCCAUCACUCAGGGGACUUUGCUCGGGUCUUGGUCGGGGAAGCCUCGGGCGACUUAUUCCCCACACUAGCACAAUGUUUCUUAGGAACUUUUCAGGCCUCAGCUCUUAAACAGCUUAUGUUGGGGAUAAAAUCUUUUAGAGCAUACAUAGGCUGCCGCACUUAGGUUUUGUUAACGAGUCUGCAAAACCACAGAUAACGUGAAGGUGUGUCCGUGCGUAUUCCAGGAGGAGUUGUUUCCAACAUGAAGGACCCUUAGGACACCCUUUAGGGAUGAUUGCUCAUCUGUUUCUGCAGUUGCCAAACGGAUUCUCUUCCUGCCCUAAAGUUUGCUCACUCUCGAGGCUCUGAAAUUGGUAGGAGAGGGAGGUUGCCAGCGCCCGGCAUUACCAACCACUGACUUGCGCAUCGUGCAGAUACUUACGGAACGUCUGUGAUGUUCUAGGAAUUGUCCGAGUGCUUUGAGCUGUGUAGGAAUCAGACUCAUUACCCAAGGCAGAGAAAGAAAACACUUUCCGGCCUGUUCCCGUAGUAAUAGAAACGAAUUCUACACUCUCGGCCAUGAGGUGAACUCUUCAGUACUAUAUUCAGACUGCACUUGUGUCAGAUUCUCUCUCCUAAUUUAAAAACACAAAAACCAGGCAGUUAAACUAGAGGACGUUUGCAUAAUUAGUUCAGGUGUAUUUGGUUUCUGAGGACACGGGAGGGCACCACCGGUGAACGCUGCUGGGAGUCGUGCCCGAAGCCGCCGAAUGUCCCCAGAUGCUCCCAAGGAGGGGGAAGCGUGUGGGGCGGAAGGAGCCUGGAUGGGGGAGGCCAGCUGUGCUGCACGCCUGGGGUGUCUCUUCUGCUCAGAGUUACUUGGCGGGGCCCCAGAUGUGCGGAGAGUUUCACGGUAGCUGCCAAUGGGCAUUUUCUGUUUUGAAAAUGACAUGGAGGCCAUUGUCACAAUGGUGCCUCGUUAAGCUCUGAGAAUGGGUCGCUCCUAUCCAGGUACCAUGUGAGAUCCAAGUUCGAGGUAAAUGGCUGCUUUUGCAUGUACAGACAACAACAACAAAAUCACGGGGUUCUGCCCAUCCAUCUGUGUAACAGAAACUGGCCUCUAGCCAUGAACGCUGAUACGCUUCCUCCCGUGGAGCACUGAGUGCAGAACCUGUCCCCACACUCACUGCUCAAUAAAAAUCGCUUCACAAGAGUCCACCCUGACAUGCACAAGGCCCUUUUGUUGGGAGCAGACACGCUGAUGGGCCGCUGUCAUCUUCCAGUGAUGGAGCCCUGCCCGUCUCCCAGAUUCCCGUCUUCCUGCCUGUGUCCUAGUGCAGAUGUCAGUGACUAAGAUUUUAGGGCCUCCUGUAGCUUUUCUCCCUUUGCCUUACUGAGAUGUAAUCGACAUGGAUCCCACCUGUACCCUGAGUAGGGGGGGACUGUAGACGCAUUGCUCCGCCCCUCUGAGCGCGGAUCUUCCCAGCUGCCCUAGAGGGAGGAAAGGUCAGACUCCGAUCAUUAAAAGGACAGUGAUGGUCAAGUCCUGAAUCUUAUGAAUGAGAACAUGAGGCCCCGAUAGCCUGUGUUUUGGUAAGGCUGAAGUUAGCUGAUUAAAAGAUGCCUUGAAAAGUAUAAAGAGCUCCCCACACAUAAAAGUUAGGUGGGUAUGUGUAUACUGUGGCUUUAUUGAUGUUUGUGGAGCUUAUAGCUGUGUAAAUGAUUCUCUUCUGACUUUGGGACAGUCCCACUUAUUUCAGGAGAAGCAGAUCAGAAGACCUCUGCAUUGGCAUUUUAAAACUCGACGUGCAUCAGACAGAUCAGGUGACAUUUGCAGCACAGAUAACAAAUGACAAACAAAAUAAAGAUCUCCUAGAAAUCAUGAAGAAAAAGAUUAGGGUGCCUGGGUGGCUCA